AUGGAAGUUAAAGAGAUCAAGUCAACAGUCUCCAAUUUGGAGAAAAGCACUGAUGAUGCCACAAUUUUAAAGCUCCUUAACAUUUUGAAUGACGGUGUUCAGCCCACUGAGAAGCUUUUGCGUGAGACGAAAGUAGGUGUGGCGGUGAACAAGUACCGUUCCAGUAGCAGCAGCGAGAUUAGUGCGUUGGUAAAGAAAAUGAUCAAGAAGUGGAAAGAAAUAGUUCAAAAUGAAAAGCUGUCUAAGAAAGCUCUGAAGGAAGCCCCGCUGGAUAAGUCAUCUUCCGAUCAUGUCCCAGAAUCUCGCCCCGUUCCAGGAACUGCCUCUGGUAAAUUCCAUCUGGGGCCAAGAAAUCCAAAAACAGAUGGAGUUAAUACUACACUUUACGACAACAAUACACGUAACGCGUCGAUCAGUGCAUUAUAUACGGCAUUGGCAAUUGAUAGAGACGAUGAAAGUUCUGUGAUUUUACGUGUGGCACGAGAAAUCGAGGGCGAAGUUUUCAAGGCCGAAUACGCUGCUGUGACAGACAAUUAUCGUAACAAGUUGAGAACCUUCACAAUGAACUUACGCAACAAAAAGAAUCCUCAGUUGCGUGGAAGAUUACUCGAGGGACACAUAAAGCCUGCCGUCUUCAUAAAGAUGCCACCAAGCGAAAUGGCACCUGAAGCUUUGAAGAAAGAGAUAGAAAAAUUACACAAGCAAAAUCUCUUCGAUGCUCAGGGUGCUACGGAGAAGAGGGCAGUGACUGACAGAUUCACAUGCGGCAAAUGCAAGCAUAAGAAGGUGAGUUACUAUCAAAUGCAAACUCGUUCUGCGGACGAGCCCUUGACCACAUUUUGCACAUGUGAAAAUUGCGGCAACCGGUGGAAAUUUUCUUAA
This is a messenger RNA of Metschnikowia bicuspidata var. bicuspidata NRRL YB-4993, 882 nucleotides long. Its product is annotated as transcription elongation factor DST1. Gene Ontology annotation, biological process: DNA-templated transcription; transcription elongation by RNA polymerase I; regulation of mRNA 3'-end processing. Gene Ontology annotation, molecular function: RNA polymerase II transcription regulatory region sequence-specific DNA binding; zinc ion binding. Lineage: Eukaryota; Fungi; Ascomycota; Pichiomycetes; Serinales; Metschnikowiaceae. Gene Ontology annotation, cellular component: nucleus. The record is from RefSeq and is a predicted model, not a curated record. Bases 1 to 882 code for a protein of 293 amino acids. The transcript has a single exon.